Molecule: messenger RNA, 555 nt
Organism: Exophiala aquamarina CBS 119918
Lineage: Eukaryota; Fungi; Ascomycota; Eurotiomycetes; Chaetothyriales; Herpotrichiellaceae
Exons: 1
Coding region: 1-555 (184 amino acids)
Source: RefSeq, a predicted model, not a curated record
AUGGCAGCACGUCCCCUCCUACUCAGGCUUGCAUUUGCACGCUCCACCAUCUUGAACUCUGCAUUUCGCAGCGUCGACCCUCCCAGACGAGCCUUUCAGCUGUCGGUGGCCAAGUUGACGGCGACAGUAGCGACCUCGCCGCCCUCAGCCGGCAACCCAAUCAUCACACGUCCACCUGCCUCGCCUCUCCCAGCCGAGGAGGCAGCCAACGAGACCAAGCACGCCGCCUUUCUUGGAGAGGCUGACAGCAAUGAUGGACAUGAAGCCUUCAAAGACGCAUACGGGGCCCCAGCACCAGCUUUGGAUGCCCAGAACUCGGCGUUUUUGGGUGAGGCGGACUCGGAUGACGGGUUUGAAGCACAAAGAGCGGUCGACGGAGACCAGCAUGAACCUCUCGAUGCUUCCCAGUCCGCGUACCUGGGCGAAGCCGACAGUGACGAUGGAUUUGAGUCGGAUGUUGAAGUGCACCCCGAAGACCACCGUCACAACAUUGAGGAUACGAGUGGAAGCGGGCUGCAUGGUCAGAGUGGUGAGCUGGACCAGAGAGUCGAAUGA